Molecule: messenger RNA, 15572 nt
Organism: Apis florea (little honeybee)
Lineage: Eukaryota; Metazoa; Arthropoda; Insecta; Hymenoptera; Apidae
Gene: tweek
Product: transmembrane protein KIAA1109 homolog tweek
Biological process (GO): synaptic vesicle endocytosis
Source: RefSeq, a predicted model, not a curated record
GUCAACUAUGAUGUGGUUAUGUGUACUGCUGUCUAGUGAUGACAGUUCUGUGACAUCUAUUAAACUGAUAUAUUGAUAAACAAAACCAUGAGUGACACAACAAAAAUUGAAUGUAAUUCUUAUAUAAGUAUUGAAUAAAGUGAUUAAUUACAAAAUGUUAUAUAUUUCUUGAUUAUACAAUAAAAAACAAUAUCAUCAUGGAAGAGAACGAACUGUAUAAUGUUACAGUUCCAUCGUUCUCUGGAAUUGAACCAGCUUUUUGGAAUUAUUCCGAUCAUGUCAUCCUUGAUGAUCUUAAAAUGGAUAGUAGUUUUAUAUAUUUACUUUGCUCAUUAGUGUCUGCUAUUUCAUGGAUUAUUUAUAUAGCUUAUUAUAAUAGCAGAGUUAUUGGUUAUAUAUUAACAAAAUUAUUAAAUCGGUUUGUUAUUAGAGAUGGAUAUGUUAAAGUUGGAUCUUUUACUUUAAGUGCACUAAGUGGAAAAAUAAUGUUUCGAGAUAUAGUUUAUAUCACAACAGAUUAUAGUAUCAGAGUUCAGGAUGGAUGGCUUAUAUUUAGAUGGUGGAGAAGUUAUGUUCCCAAAGAUGUAUCUGAAGAUCUUUCACAUUCAGAUACGAGGCUUUCAGUUAUGUUAAAUGGUUUUGAAUUACAUGUUUAUAAUCGCUGUCAGUUAUAUGCACAAUUAGAAAAAACAUUUGGUCUUACAUCACAAAUGUUUGUAGAUGAAGAAAAUCAUAAUAUUAAUAGUGAUGAUCGUGAUAUAGAAUCAUUUAGUAAUACUACUCAUGAAACACGUCAACAAAUAAAUGCAAUGGAUGUUUCACGUCAUGUUGAUAAUAUUAGAAAAAAAGAAGCUCAUGUUAUUGCUCGAACAUGGAGAGAUUUAAUACCUGUUAUUAAAUUGGAUGUUUGCACAGGAAGAUUGGUAUUUGGUAAUCGGUUAAUACCAACAACUUUAUCAAUAACUGUAGAAGAAGCACAUUUUGUAUAUUCUACAAAACCAGCAGCAUCUCGAUAUGAUCAUUUCAUGCAUUUUACAAAAUGUAAAGCAGAAAAUUUCAAAGUUAUUUUAGCACCCAGUCCAAAGUAUACUGGAAUGUCAGAUGAUCCACCUAGAUAUAUGGGAGAAGGAUUUGUUGUAUUAAGUUCAAACAACAUAGAAGUAUAUUACUAUAUGGAUGAACCUGGAUUUGUUCCUGAACAUCCACAAAUGAUUCAAUUAGUAAAUGGAGACAUGGUUGAAGCUAUGCCGCCAAUUUGGGGUAUUGAUAUUAAAUGUGGAAAAGGAACUGAUUUUAGUUAUGGUCCUUGGGCUGAUAGACAAAGAGAACAUUUUAAAUUUUUUUUCCCUAAUGAUUAUCAGCCAUUAAAAGUUACAAAAACUCCUGUUACAGGAGAAAAAAGACAAGUUCAAUCAUUUGACAUUAGAUUAUCAACAUUGAAUGAAGCUACUAUUGAUAUACUUUUUAGCAAAAACAGAGAAACAAAUGCAGUUCAUAUUAAUGUAGGUCCUGGAUCAUAUCUGGAAAUUACUAUGCCCUGGAUAGUUUUACAAGAUGGAUAUACAACAAAAAUAACAGGACAAUUGUUACAUUUAGAAGCAACUACAAGUUUACAAUAUCGAAGUUUAGUUGAAAGUGAAACAUUAGAAUUUGGUGUUAAAUGUCAUUAUCCAAUAAAGUGGAAUGAUCAUCAAGAAUGGAUGUUAAAUUUAACUGGAUGUAAAGCUACAGCUAAUUUAGUUUAUUCGCACAAAGAGUUUUUUCAAGAUAUGAUUAAUGAUUGGACGAGUAAAGCCAGACCUGAUAUUUUACAUUUUGUACCUUAUACCUGGAAGUUUAAUUUAUUGUUAAAAGAAUUUGAAUUAAUUACAUUAUGUAAUGAAUAUAAUUGGAUUGACUGUUCAUCACAGAAUCAAGAAAAUGCGCACAUUGCUUUUUGUGGAGAAUUUUUCGAGCUAUCAUUUGAUCUUCCAUUUGUGGAUUAUUUGCCUAUUACAAUCCCUUUGCGUUUUUGGAUUCAAGGUGAAAGUGUUGAUCUUUCAUUUUAUCUACCUGAAGUCAAUACAAGUCGUACAAUUUUGUUAGCUUUGAAUAAAAAUGCAAAGAUUAUGACACGUGAUGGAUCACAUAUAUAUUUAUCAGAGUUAAAUAAAAAUAAAAAAUGGAGAAAUGUUUGUCAGAAAGGAGCAGGCUGGGUUGAUUGUUGGUCUGUACCAAUUGUGGCAUUAAGUAUUAAUUAUACAUAUCAUCCAUGUCCACCUUUAGGACCUACACCACAAGCAAAUAUAACAACUCCAGAAAAAGAAGAAAUUCUUUUAUCUCCAAUGAGAAUUCCUCGAUGCGGGAAAUCGCCAGGUCUUCAAUGGACCAGAAAUGGUAGUCAGAAAUUUGAUCCACAAUCUAUAGCUCCUGAUAAAGUUAGUUUAGAUCUCGAAAUAGGUCCAUCUAUAUUAAUUUUAUAUGGAUCACUUUUAAAAAAUUUUAUACAUUUAAAAGAAAAUCUAUUUGGUGAUUAUCAAACAUUUACUGAUAUGCAACAAAGUCGAACAAAUCCUACAUCUAUAAAUACUGAAAAAAGUAAAGAUAGGGAUGUGCAAAAUAGUAGUGUUGAAUCUGUAGAAGAUGAGGAUGCCAAAUCAAAACCAUUUGAUCCAAGAGAUUAUCGACCAUUAGAAGUAACAGUUGGCAUUACAAUGCAUGAUAUUCAAGCUCAUUUAGUAAAAAAUUGUGGAGAGAAUGAUCCUCCUUGUCCUGUUAUACUUUUAGAACGAUUUGGAUUUGAAAUGAAAAAGAAAUAUAAAGAAACAGAACUUCAACUUCUCUUAUCGCCCGCAAUUGCAUUAAUUACUGAUAAUUUUAUCCGUUCAACUAAAGAACGUCACUUAAAUCAAGGACAUUUAAUGUUGAGUGCAUUACAAGUCAGAGGACAUGCAAUGUUUAGUAAUGAAGGAAGAAGUUUAGAUCAAGAAACUUUGGAAUAUGCAUGGUUAAUUGAAGUACAAUUAGGAAAAUUAAUUGGAAAAUUAAGUUCUCCACAAUUAUAUCAUCUUAUUAUAUCUUUGGAAACAUUUUUAUUGAUGGUAAAAAAUAAUGAAAAUAGCUUACGUCCUCCAGACUUACCACAUCAUUGUCAUCAUGGUAUUCCACCUUUACAAUGUCCUGAUAGUGAUAUUGAUAAACAUUAUAGAUGUCCUAGUUCUGAAGAUAUAAAAUAUAGAAUGACUAGAAUAGCAAUAGAUGCAAUUGAUUUAUAUUUUCAAGAAAUAGGAACUAGUAUUCAUACUUGGAUAUCUCCAAUUCGUGUAUCAACUUGUAAUCUUCAUGGUCAACAUGUUAAGUCUGGAGUAACUGGUGUAUUACCAAGAAUAUUAAUAAGACAAUUUGUAUCAGCAGCUGAUCACUUUGCAAAUACAAGUAAUACUAAUACAGCUGGUAGUGGAAGAUCACAUAAUAAUGCAAGCAGUCGUAUGUCAGGUGAUGGAUCUGAUAUCUGGUUAGAAGUGGGAUCUAUAACUUUAGGACCAGUAAUUUUAGAGGCUGCAAUUUCACUUCCAACUCCUGAACAUAAUUUGCAUUUAGUACAAAAUAAAUAUCUAAAAUUACACGACGAAACUACAAAACGUUUAUGGUUUUUAUGGCCUCGAGAAAGUGGUGUGAAAGCAACAAAAUGUGGUUGUAUAGGUGGUUGUGCAUUUUUCGGAAAUAAUCGAAAUGGGCCAAGAUUUUUCAAACCAAGUUAUUAUGAUUUUCAAGAUGGCAUAAAUAUUGCUGCAUAUAGAAUUAAUGAAUCUGGUAAAGAAAAAGGAUUUGGUCAAUCUAUAUUGCAUAAUGGUCAAUUGGUAUUUCAUACAUCACCUUAUAAUUUACAAGAUGUAUCUUUACAAGACUAUCCUGUUACUGGAGUAAAAAUAACUGCCACUCAGGAUGGAUCACAAACUUCAAAAAAAGGUGUUGAACGACCAAGGUCUGUGACAGAUCAUAAUAAAGAUUCCUGUAUUGAAGAAACUAGUAGUACAAAAUUAAUUGCUGCAUCAGCAAGUCCAUUCGCAUGCAGUGGGGAACGGAAACUACUAGACAGAAGAUUUUCUUAUACAUCGAUGCGCGGAAACAGUAUAAAAGAUGUUCCAUAUUCUCGAUUAGUUGAUGCAAGUCCUGUUGUACAGUUACCACAAAAAUUAGAUUCAGAUUCAAAAUUACAUACAGAACGCAGUAAAUCAAUCUUAAGUGUUCCUGAAAUAGAAACUGCUCCAAAGAGUAGUGUAUCUGAUUCUAAAUUAGCAGUUGAUUAUUUCAAUGCAUCAGAUGUAGAACCAUUUGAAUCAAAUAGUCCACAAUCAUUACCGGUAGUAUCUACAGAAAUAAACUUUUCUGAGACAAUGCAAACAAAUAUAAAAAAUGUUGAUGGUAUCAAUAUUUCUGACUCUCAUCACUCAUUAUAUGUUAAGUCAGAAUCUGAAGAAAAAUUAAAACAAGAAGUUCAACGAACAAUAUCUAUGUCUUCAGAAAAUCAUUCAGAAGCUUUUUAUUCUGCUGAUGAAGAUACAAGUCAUGGAUUAAGUGGAAGUCGUACAUCUAGUUUACGUCAGUCUAUUGUUGGAUCUGGCUCAGUAUUAAAUCGUAAUGAUAGCAUAAAAAAGAAGUUUUCGUCAGAUUUAUCUAUUGUAGAAAGUUCAACAAAUGUAAAUAUUUCGAUAUUUGAGAAAGCACAUACUUUAGAGAGAGCAAAACCACAGACAAUGAGUACGAAACGAAGUCCUAGAGUAAAUCGAAAUACAAGUUUUCAAAAUGAUACUGAUUCAAAUGGUGGAAAUGGUGGAUUACGUGAUUCAUCCGAUAGUCAUUCUGUUUCUUCUACCAGUUUCAUAUCUGCUGUAUCUUCACAAGAAGAUGUUACACUUGUAAAUUUGCAUAUGCAAGUAAAUAAGCCAAUUGUUGAUUCUCCACUUCUAAUGUCAAGCUAUGUUAGCCAUUUAUCUCAGAUACGUUGUUCAAAUUGGAGUCAAUCAUCAAUACCAGCAGGAAGUGCUGCAUUUACUACAUCACUUUUUCAGCGUACUGAAGAUAAUAGAUUAGUUUAUGUUGGUGGAAGAUAUGUACCGAAAUUUGAAACUGUUACUGAAGGAUUUACUUCAUUAAAAAUGAUUACAAGAUCAGAUGGUUCACCUGUAGCUAAUUCAUCUAAUAAAACUCCUACACAUCCAUAUCUUUGGGAUAGUACAACUAUUAAUCACAUGGAAGGAGAAGAAGAUCAUACAGCUCAUAAUAAGGAAGAGCUAUUAACUGCGCAACAUGAAAAUGGAUCGCGUACAACAGUUAUCGUAAAGUUUAAGGGGGAUGUAGAUAUCAUGUUAAGUCCUAUGGUAUUAGAAUCUUUGCAACGUUUCAUUGAUGCUAUCAUACCAACAUUAUCUAUUUUGCAUCCAUUAACAAUUUUAAAUCAUCUUCAUCAUGAAUGCAUUGGAAAAGUUGAAGAUGCUAAUAUUUUGAAACAAGACCAAAGUUUAUCUUAUUGGAGUCAAGUACAAACAAAUUCAAAACGAUCCACUGCUGAAAGAAAUAUUAAGAAUGGGCAAGGUGACGAUAAACGUAAAAUUGCAUUACAAACAAACAUGUAUGAAGAAAGCAUUAUGACGCAAAUACAGGGUAGUAUUAUUUUACCAAAGAUGAAUAUAACUUUGCUACAAGCUUCGGUAGUUGAAGAAAUUAUAUCCUUUUCUGCUCUUGAGAAUAUUCGCGAUUUAACAUGUGUAUCACUAUUUGCUAUCUGUUUUGAUGAUGUAACAGGAAGAUUUUAUGUUGGAAAACAAGCUCGAGAAGUAGUUCAAACAUUUCACAAGCCAGCUGUAUUACCAAAUCAAAAAAAAGUUAAUAAAAUUAGUAAGGCAUUUUUACCUGGGCAUCAAACUGCUGCUGUGGUUGCAGAUAUAGGAAGUGGAGAAACAGUAUAUAUAGAAACAUCUGAAAAACAGCAAGAAGAAAUUGUAGUUACAUUAAAUAUAGGCAAGGCUCAUUCACAAUUACGUAGACUUAGGAAUGAAUCUUCAAUAUUAAAAGAUGCUGUUAUAACAGCAAUUCCUGCUCACUAUUCAAGAGUGUUAUUUACAUGUACUAGAAUAACUUCUCCACUAAAAUGUGUUGAUUAUUAUUUACAUCAAUUUACGGAUGAUAAGAAAAAAAUGUAUAAACAAUCUGGGUCGCCACAAGCGACAGAAGAAUUUACUCUUGGUAGUGGAGAAGACAGAUUGGGCUUUAUAAUGUUUGAAUGUGGUUUAGAAGGUAUCAAAUUGAAAAUAGUAAAAAGAUCUCAAUUCGAGAAAGGAGAAAACGGAAAUGAUAGUAAAAAAGUUGAUGCCGAAAUAUUUUAUACUGAUAGUGUAAAGAGUCAAGAGGAACUAGAUACUGCAGCUGCAUCUACUACGGCUACAGCUGAACCAGAAACAAUUUCAACGAAUUUACAUAAUGGAGCGCAAAUAAACACUAGUGCGACAUGUGCUAGUCUUGUCUCAAAAGCAGGAAAUGGAAAUACAGUUUCUUGUAUCAUAGAAUUAAAAACAGUAUGGUUUAAUUUUGCAGCACCACCUCGUACUCCAAUAACAAGAAAAAUUGAUUAUACUCGAUUAGAUUGGAAUUUAUUAAGUACAGCAUCACCUGCUAUAAAUGCUUGGAUGAAUCCUAGCAAUAAAUUUGCAAUUCGUAUUGUACAUAUGUUUAGAACUAUGUAUCGAAGAUCAACUGCUAUUGUUGCUUGUCUCAUGGCAGAAGCCUUAGAUGUUCAAGCGACGCACAUGCCUACUAAGAGUCGUUAUGGAAGAUUAACACCAUUAGCAAAAACAUUACAAGAAGAUCCAUCUUGUCAAUUAUGUACAAUUUUACAAAAUUAUGUUUUACUAAACGAAUUGAAAAGCAUUGAAGCUAAUUUAAAAGAAUCAGAUUUACCUUUAUUAUCAACACUUCGACAAGGAGUAAUUGUAUUGAGCAGACAAUGGAAGAAUGUUCUGUAUACCCCACUAUUAUUAGAACAUAAUUAUAAGACCAAACAUGUCAAACCAUUAAAUGUUACAUUUGCAGUUUCAGAUCCAGAUGAGCAAAUAAGCAACGAUGUACAGGAGGAUGGUUACAAUGUAAAAUUCAGUAAGAAUUUAAAAAAUAUAUUCACAGAGGAAAAUUUGCUGACUGAUGGUGAGGGUAGCACAGGAGAAGUUGAUGAUCAGGAAGUCACAGAUGAAUGUGCUAUGUUAAUUCACACAGAUCAUAUGCACAAACAUACACAUGUCAAGAGUGGACAAGAUAAAAGUACAGGUAUUUGUGGUGAUGGUUUGACGGUUCCUGUAAGUUCUCCUCGGGGUAAAGACACAACCCCCAUAGCAACACCGGUUCCAGGCCCGGAUUCAUUAACUUCCCCCUCUCCACCAGUAGUUCAUAUAAAGAAAGGAAAAUCAUUACAACCCACGCAAAUGCCUGCUAGUACACGAGCAAGUAUUGUUUUUCCAUUGCUUGCAAGUGGUGGGUUAUUCAAUCAAACUCGGGAACCAAAUAACAUAAGUUACGGUACAUUGCGGGAAGAAAAGACACCGCAAAUUCACAUUUCCCAUUCUCAUCACCUUGGUUCUAAUCCAAGUAUAUAUUCUGGAGGUGGACAUGGUAGUCAACAUAGUACUGGAAGUUUGGAUCAAGUUACAUCUCCUACAAGUUAUCAUUCUAAUAAACCUUUAAAUACUGGUGAAGAUCUAUAUAGUUGGAUGGCUAAACAACAAGAAUUUAUAAAAGAAAAUGAUAAAAGCAAUUUAAAAGGAAAUUGGGUCUUUCGUGCAGAACAAAAAUCUUUAAAGGAUUCUAAAAUUAAUACAAUGACAACAGAUGAUACAGAAGAUUCUGAUGUUCAUAGUGGUACUCUUCUUUAUCCUAUGAAAGAUUCACUAAGACUUUUAGAUGCACAUUUAAUUUUUGAACCACUUUUAUCUUCUUUAUCUGUUAUGCCACAACAAAUGUUAUCUGCCAUUGGUUCAGGAAAUGUAAAUAAUGUAUCCUCCUUAGAUUCAUUAGGAUCAAAUUUAUCCUUAGUAGGAAAUAUGGAAACUAUGCGUAUUGAUAUAGUUGUCAGUGAAUUUGGAAAAGUAACUGAUAAAAGAAAAGGUAAUAAAUAUCAAACAAAAAAAGGAAAUAAUACAAAAUUUUAUUUGGAUAUACCACCAGAAACACCAGCAUUUUUAUGUGAAAAAAUCGGUAUUGACAUUGAUGUUAAGAAAAUGGCUGAUAUGACUGUAGAUGAUAUGAUUCAAAAGCAAACUGUUUUGUACAUAUCUCGGGGCCAAUUGAAGAAACAUACAAGUACAGUUGUGAAUUUUAGUUUAAAUAUACGGUAUAUUAGUCAACAAGUAAACAUGCCUCUUCUCAGAUUAUUGCAUCAAAUUAGUAAUAUGUAUCAAAAUGUCAAAGAAACACAAAUGGAACUAAAAGAACAACAACCAGAAUGUAAACGAAAUAAUACUUUAAUUGUUAAUGAUACAGUAGUAAAAAAUGGAUCAUCUUCAACAUCUGAUUUACAAGAACAACUUUUAUUAGAAGGUAAAAAAAUAGAUGUUCCAUUACUUCGUAAUAGUUUUGAACCUAAUCUUUCAAAAGUUAUAUCACCUGGUGCGAGUAUUCGAUCUCGACCUCAAAGUUUUGCUCAAAAAUUACGUAGUACAGGAAAAAGUGUAAAAGGAUAUAUUAAUUUGAAUGAAGGUGUAAUAACUCCUAAUUUUGGAGCAAGUCCAAGUGGAUCUGGCUUAGACAAAUUUUGUGUACUUCCUGAUAAAUGUAAAGAUACAACGCAUUUAACACCACGAUGUUGGAAAACAAUUUAUUAUUUAUUAGAUUUAUACGCUACUCGACCAGAAACUAAAACAAUUACACAUCGUUUUUCCAUACCAGCGGAUGCUUCAGAACAUUACAAAAGUGGUCGAAAAUAUGAAUUAUUAAAUGAAACAAAAGAUGCAGAUAUCGAAAAAGGAUUGAAUGCUGAAAAUAGUUCAACACCUGUGCCACUUCCACGAGAACUAAAUAUUGUUACGGGAGAAAGAACAAGAUUAGUUAUUUUUGGUGUUGCUCGAAUACAUAGGACCAGAUUGUUAGCUACUCUUAGUGGAUUAAAGCUUGAAGCAGAAAUAACGAGUCUUCAUGCAAGUUUUACAUGUCGUAAAAAAUCAAGACCCGCAAGUUUAGAAUGCAGUUUAACUGGUCAAAUUGGCAGAACAAUGAUUGUUCUACUAGAAGGUGUUGCACCUAAUCAACAAACAGUUGUCAAAGUAACUGUAGGCAAAUCACAGGCUUUAUAUUCAAGUAUUAGCAGACGACAAAAAGAUAAGAAUAGUGGAUUAUUGACUGUUGGUGCUGUCAAUAUAGAUAUUCCCCAACAUCCAGUAGCUUUACAUGGUAUGAUGACCAGAGGUAGCAAACAAUUGUCAUCGACUUUGCAAGAACUUAGGGUGACAAGAACAUCCUCAAGAAUGUCCAGAGGUCAACAGCAAGAUGAAGUGGAUACAGGAGUACCUAGUAGUCCACAUCAUUAUGCACCUGCGCCAUCAGAUGACUUAGAAAAACCACAAGUAGUAUCUAGUUUAUUAGAACCAAUUGUAAUGCAGUUUCAUAUAAUACUUCAAAGUUUGAGUAUAACAGCAGCUCUGUUACCAUCUUUACAAGCACAAUACAAAAUGGAUCGAGUAACUAGUUCUGGUAUAACUGGUAGUAAAGCUAAAUUUACGAUAGAUCUACCUCAUCAUACUUUGAGUUUCACAACGAAACUUCAAGUGACAGAAGCAAAUUUACCUUCUGAAGCUAGUAUUGAACUUCCUAAAGUACAUGUAUCUGCAGAAUAUAUUCAAGAUGGUAACAGUAAUAUAAAUGAUAGUAAAUUAGCUGAUGGUGUUGUAUUAAGACAAGGUAGUUAUCUCAGUGCAACAGCGGAUAUCGGUAUUUUUGAACAUUCAUUGACUACAGAUCUUCUUAAUCAUUUGGUAUUCGUACAAAAAGUAUUUAUGAAAGAAGUAAAUGAAGUUGUACAAAAAGUUUAUGGUGGAGAAAAACCAGUUCCUUUAUGGUUAGAAGAUGAAGAACCAAAUAAUACAACUGUAAAAAGAAUAUUAUUCACAUUAAUUAUUCGCAUUAAGAGAAUACAAUUGACAGCAACAACUCCGACGAAUUCGGCAGUUCGAUUAGAAACUGGAGCAGUUGAACUGCAAUUAUCUAAUAGAGUACAAAAUGUUUCUGGUGCCACUCAACCAAAUCCAUACAUGAAGCUAUUUGGAAAAGCACAAGUUGAUAUUAAUUUAAGUCUUGGACAAUUAUUAAAGAAUCUUUUGUUUGAAGAAGCAGAACCAGAAUUUCAACAAUUUGCCUUUUUUAAUACUAGAGUAGGAUUACGAAACGCUUUCCAAGAAGAAAUGGCAGAAGGUGAAGAUAAAGAAGUAGUAUUAAUUACAUUAAAACGUCCAUUAAUAUAUGUUCAACCAAUGGCUAUUGAUAAAGCUAUACUUGUUUGGUUAAAUUAUAAAAACGCAUAUGAAUAUUGGAAUGAAAAAAGAGCUAAUUUAAAUAAAGAGGUUUUAACUGCCACACAACAAGUAUUUGAAAAAGUGCCAUUUGGUCAAAUAACAAGUCAAUUAAGUGCUCCUCAUUUGGGAACAUUAUUUUUGCAAUUGACUGUGGAUGAUAUGGGUAUUUGUUUACCAUUGAAUCCUCUGCCACCUACUUGGAGUAUGAAUAGAGGACUAUAUGAUGGCGAAUCAAGAGGUGCUGUAGUAGUAACAUUAGAAAAUACAAGCAUAUCAGCUUGCAGCAGUGGUAGCUUAGUUAGUAAAGCAAGAUUUAUGGGUUUAUGCUUAAGAUUUGCUGAUGACUUUGAAACUUCUUUAGAUGAUUGGAAACCAGAUGUAACUGAUAGUAGUAUAAUGAAUUUAUGUAUGGUUUCUGAAGGUACUUAUGAAGUGUGUAGCAGAACAAUUGCACAAAAACAAGAUAAGUCUGAUAAUGCCAAGUGGAUUUUAAAUGUACAAUGGCAAAUGGAAGGUGUUGAUAUUCAUUUAGAUGUUAAUGUAGGACAACAACUAUCAGCACUUGGACAUACAUUAACAAUGCUGACUGGUUCUGAAGAAGAUGAUAUUCAUGUACCUGCUGAUUAUGAUAGUGAUGAUGCAGAUCAACCAGAUAAUAGUACUAGCCAGGUUAAGAAAAAAGAGAGUAUAUUAAUGAAGAAAUCUAAGAAUUGGACAGAUAGUCUACCAGCGUUUGUUUUUGAUCCUACGCUCGAUGCGAAAAAAAGAUCGAAACUAAUUGAAAAAGAAAUGAAUGAACAGGCAAAAAUUAUAAAUGAUUUAAGAUCAUUGGGUGCUUCUCAUGGAACUAUAGAGCAAGAAAUGAAGCGUUUACAUGAAUUGGAAGCUAUGGUUUUUAAAGAUUUUAGAAGAGAUAUGAUUCAAAAAUUAAGAAGACAGUCAGUUAAAGCUUCAGGAAUAAAAGGAAAAUUAGGACUAGGUGGAAAACCAACUACGUAUCGAUCACGGUCAUUUAUCGUACCAUCACCAACACUUGAAAAUCAGUUGGAAAGUCCUGAAGAUAUGAAUAUAGAAGUCAAUUCAGCAAAUUCUGCUAGUUAUGAAAGUAGUCCUAGAAGUGGUCCAAGCCGAUCUGCUUCUCUUCGCGUGAGAGGACUUAGCGGACCGCGAGUUACUUUUAGUGAUACACAUACAAUGGGCAGGCAAUCAUCACUUCCAAGUGCUGGUUCCGAAUUAAGCUUACCAGAGGGAGAGUUAGAAUGGCCAGAAUCUAUUGAAAUAGAUGGAGAACGAGUUGAAUUAAGAAAAAAAAGCAGAGAUAUUAGUUAUACUUCCAGUUAUGAUAGUAUGGAAGGAAAUGCACCACUACUUGACUCAUUUGGCAAAGAACAAUCUUCAUCAACUUCAUCACCAUAUAUAACACCUCAAAAAGCUCAAGAACCUAAUAUAGAUUUUGAACUUGAUGUAAAAGUUCUAAUUAAUAGUGGUAAAUGUGUACUCCAUACAAAAGAUCCAGGAAAAGAAGAUGAAAUUAAAAUUAUGAGUAGAAUGAAGAAAGAACGAUCAUGUUCAGGAGGUACAUUUGAAUUUCAACCAAGUAGUCCGAGUAGUAGUAGAAAACACUUAAGUAGUAAAGAAAAAUCAUCCACUGCAAGUACAUCUCGACUACGAUAUUUACAACACACAAAUGUACCUUUAGUAGAUUUAACAAUUUUUCAUAUUCCUGGUUUAGAUGUAAAGGUACAUUAUGAAUCUAAAACACUUCCAGAAGAAUCUGUCUCUCCUCGUGUAUCGUCUGAUAAUAGUUUGCUUAAUCCCUCAUCAGUGACUGCAUUUAAAAAAUCUAGUACUAAGAAAGCUAGUUUGUUUGCUUGGAUGACACUUCAAAGUAUACCAGAAGAAACAAUAAUAAGUCCACAUAUUCUUGAAUUUUUGGAACAAACAUUAGAACCAAUACCAAGUAAAACCAAUUUUCAUAGUAAUGCGCAAACAAAUGUAGUAUUUCCAUUGGAUAAUGCAGAAACUACAUCUUGGGCUGCUACUGCAGCAAGUAGCAGCAAUUAUGUUUAUGCGAGUUUUCCUGUUGAUGUGAUAGUAUAUUUUCAUAUGCAACCUUCUACAUUUAGAUUUUCUUGUUUACCGGUUUCUCGCGUAGAAUGUAUUCUGCAAUUGCCGUCCCUUGAUAUAAUAUUUUCGUCCAAGCGAGCAGAAGAAGAACUUAUAGAAUUUCGAGAGUACAAAUCUCCAAAUACACAAUCUACUGGAAAAGAAGCAGGUUCAGCGAUUGGUGGAUUAUCUGUUACUGGAUGUCUUGCUGAUUUUUCCGUUUAUAUUUUUCAUCCUUAUGGUGGUGGAAAGAAAACUGGUUUAAAAGAAGCACAAUGGUCACCUUUAUCGGAUAGUGAAAGAAAAGAUUCUUUAAGUAUUAAUGUCGCAUUUGUAAAAUUUCACAUGUCUAGAAGUCGUAAAUUAAAUUUUCAAAGUGAACAGUUAAAGAAAAUAUCAGAUACUAGUCGUGCAGUUAUACGAUUUUCUACAAUUGUUGAUAUUGGAUCAGCUUCGUUUAAAUACGAUAUGCGAAGAUUAAGUGAAAUUUUGGCUUUUCCAAAAGCAUGGUAUAGACGCAGUAUAGUACGUCGAUUAUUUUUAGGAGAUUUAAGUUCAGGUACUGCAUAUUCUGAAGGUGAUGGCAGUCCUUCUCUGAAUCAAGAAGAAGCUGUUAUGGGUAGUUCUCUAUUAAAACAUUACGAUCGGCAUGGUAUUGAUGGACUAUCUAAAAGUGCUCCUGAACGAAGUCCAACAUUGAAUAGAGAUAAAUUAAGAUUGAGUUUAGAAAGUGACAUACCAAAACAUGCACGAUUGAAAGAUAUCGGUAGAGGAUGGAGUUUUACUUCUGAUAAACAAAUGUCUUCAGAGCUUAAAUUAAGAGAAUCUGCAUGGGAAACAUUAGUAUUGUUUGCUAUAAAUUUCACUCGUUUAAAUGUUCAUAUGAACAUGGGUAAUGUAAUGGGUAAUGUUACAUGGAUGACAAAGGAUUUUAGGUCUGAUGGAAGACUUUCCAUAGGAAGCACUGGACAUAAAAAUUUAUAUAUAGGUAUUGGAUUAGGAGGUUCUAGUUUAGAUGCAAAAGGUGGCAUUGUUGGUGGUGUCAUUGAAUUGAGUGAAAUUGAUACAUAUAUACAUAUUAGAGAAGAACCUGGUAUAGAACCUGAUCAUACUGUUGGUUUAAAAUUAUUUGCAUUAGAAUUACGAUUGGAUUAUAUGGGAACGAGUGUAUUAAUGUCUAGAGUAUCUUCAUUGGAUGUUACAUUAAGAGAUGAAUGGAAAAUUAAUCGUAACAAUAGUGGAGAUGCUUUUAUGCCAACAAGAAGACCUGCAGUAAUUUUUAUGCAUGGAGACUUAGGAUGGGAUCAAUUGCAAAUUAUGAUUAGUAAAUCAACAACAGCAGAUCUAUUAAAAAUGUAUUAUAAAUUAGACGAAUUUUUCAGUCAACAAUUUAAAAGUAGUAAACGAGUAUUUAGUUCUUUACAACCUAAGCACCAAAGAGUAAAUAACAGUAGCUUCAGAAAAAGAACGCAAAAAAAGAAAAUUACCAAUGAAGCUCCAUGGCAUACAAAUCAAACUACAAUGUCAGAUGCUCGACAUCAUAGGCAUUGGCAAGGAGUAUUAGCUCAAGUAGCUGGACUUCAGUUAGGUAGUUUAAGUUUUUCUUUACCAUCAACGGGCACUGUACUCGGAGGAACAAUGGAACUUCAUGGUUGUAAUAUUAGUUUAGCAUGUUUUCAUGGAAUUAAUUUCAAAAGUAAAAAUUGGGCAUUAUUUUCAUUAAAAGAACCAUGUAUUAGUUUUACUACUGAAGCUCAAGAAAUUCCAAGUGUUGAAUCUCCAAAUACACGCGAUGUUCAUGUCGUGCAAACAUUAACCAUCAGUUUAGGUCAACAACAAGAGCAACAUGCAAGACAUCAUUCUAUGGCUACAGUUUGUAGAUUGAGUCGUAGUGUACUUUUCCCACCUCAAUUUAAAUCAUUACAAGAAUGGUUUCAUUAUGCAUUUGCUAAUAGUGAAAUUGAUGCCGUAGAUCGAUUUCCAUGUGUUGAAAGAGAACGAACAGAUAGUACGUCUGAUAGUGGUAAUGUAACUCGUGGAAGAAGUACAUCAACUACUUCCGGAAAAUUACAAGAACAUUCUCAUGCGAGAGAAGUUAUAUUUGCUCUACCAUCAUUACAAUUACAUUUAAAAACCGAACAUCUUCAAACUGCUAAAACUCCAGUUGUUAUCGGAGCUCCUAAACAUAUUUUAUAUAGUGAAAAACCAUUAGUUGAAUGUAGUUUCAUCACGGAAUUCGAGGAUCAUAUUUUUGUUACGGUAGAUGCAGAAGCCUUUUUCUUUCUCCAUGAUUUGAUUACUUCAUAUGUGAAAGAAAAAGAAAAAGUGAAUAUGGGUGCACGAGCACAUAGUCCAGAUCCUCAAGAGAAAAAAAGCGGAAGUGUCAAUACUUCUGCUACAACAACGAUUAUUUCCGAAGAUGAGAAGAAACGUAAGCAAUUUGAUCCAGCAGAAAUGUUUAUAAAAGAUUGGCGGUCAUAUAGAUGUAAAACAUGGCAUGUAGAACCAACUGUAAGGUUACUUUCAUGGGCUGGUAAAAGCAUUGAGCCCUAUGGAAUAGAUUAUAUUUUGCAAAAAUUAGGAUUUGCUCAUGCUCGUACAACGAUACCUAAAUGGAUUCAACGAGGUUUUAUGGAUCCUUUAGACAAAUUAUUAGCCAUUCUUAUGUUAAGAAUGGUUUCUGCAGUUCGCGAAGAAUCAUCAGAAGAACAGAAAGAACAUAAACGAGAAAAAUAAUUAUUAUGAUUUUGAAGUUGAACGUUCAGAUUGAAAAUAUAGAAGAUGAAAAAUGAACACACAUAGAUAAUCGUCCAAAAUAAUAAUGUCCAUAAUUUUUUGUGCAAACUGCUAAGCAAGAAUACCAAUAAAAUCGUUGUUUCUUUACACUAUUUAAACUAAACAUUAAAUAAUAUGAAUUUCCUAACAAAAAAAUAA